Molecule: messenger RNA, 799 nt
Organism: Cryptococcus amylolentus CBS 6039
Lineage: Eukaryota; Fungi; Basidiomycota; Tremellomycetes; Tremellales; Cryptococcaceae
Exons: 4
Coding region: 19-657 (212 amino acids)
Source: RefSeq, a predicted model, not a curated record
CCCAUUCAUACAGCCACAAUGUCGACGCCCAGCCCCGCAGGCCCCUCUACACCUCAAGAACAGCCCAACAAAUGGCUUCCUGCAAACCCCUUUGAUAUGCCUGAAACCAGGCAGUUUAUCGCUCAGAAAAUCGCACUCGGUGAUAUCUCUCAAGACGAUGUGGAUAUCAUGGAACGAGGUUACAACUGGAUGAUCUACACCCCUCCAGUCACAGCAGUCUCCUUCACUUUCCUCAUCUGGCAGCUCAUGAAGAAACAAUAUCCCCAGCCCAGGAUGAUCACAAGACUCUUUUGGGGUGGUCUUUCGGCGGGGGCUGGAGGGUUCUUGGGAUUCGGAGCUGCUGGUGUGGCGGCGGCUAUGGAAGUGGAGGACAAGAUGGAAGAUGUGGAGAGAAAAUCGCUGGUAUUUGAAGAGAUCACAGAUCACUCGAGGGCUAUUCACGAAGCCCGCAUUGCCGCCCUCCUCCCCCCCGCCCCUCCUGAGCCUGUGCUUACCCCUGCCGCUCGUCAAGCGACUACCCGAGGCAGCUCGAGAUUACCGAAAGACUUCGAAUUUCCGCCCGAGCGUGUUCAGGAUUUGAAGGUGGGGAAGGAGAGGGUUAAGGAGGAAACGCAGAGUACGUGGGGGUAUUUGAAGAGCUGGGUCAGCUGGAAGUGAGAAAUGAGGUAAAGGCAGUCGACGAGGUCAUGUAUACCCUUCUCUAUAAUGCUCGACCUGGACCUCAUACUCCCCAGCAUUAGCAUACGGGAUACCCAGUGGCGGAAUUCAAGCAGCGCUCACAGCAAAGCCCUUCGUCGAC